CUCUUUUGGCAGAGAAACUUACUCAGUGCCCUCAGAAACCCCCACACUGACACAUCCAAGUGCCCAGAGCUGCCAGUCAUGAAGGAGCUGAAGAGCAAGGCGUUCUGGAGGGCCGUUUUGGCCGAGCUGGUGGGUAUGACCCUCUUCAUCUUCCUCAGCAUUACAGCUGCAGUUGGAAACCCCAACAAUACCAAUCCAGAUCAGGAGGUCAAGGUGGCUCUUGCGUUUGGCUUGUCCAUCGCCACUCUUGCCCAAAGCCUCGGUCACAUCAGCGGAGCCCAUCUGAAUCCAGCUGUGACGCUGGGCUUGCUGGCCAGCUGUCAGAUCAGCUUGCUGAGGGCUGUGAUGUACAUCGUGGCCCAGAUGUUUGGUGCGGCGCUGGCGAGCGGCAUCGUGUAUGGCGUCACCAAAGGGGAUGCCCUCGGGCUAAAUACGAUCAACAAUGAUAUUUCUCCCGGUCAAGGUGUUGGUAUUGAACUCUUCGCUACCUUCCAGCUAGUGUUAUGUGUCAUAGCAACCACAGACAAAAGAAGGCGGGACGUGACAGGCUCCGCCCCUCUGGCCAUCGGCCUCAGCGUUGGUCUGGGCCAUUUGACAGCCAUCAGUUUCACGGGAUGCGGGAUCAAUCCGGCUCGAUCCUUCGGACCUGCAGUGAUUCUGCGGGAUUUUACCAACCACUGGGUCUAUUGGGUAGGCCCUAUGUGUGGAGGUGUGGCAGCUGCGCUGGUCUAUGACUUUCUGCUCUACCCUAAAAUGGACGACUUCCCCGACCGCGUGAGAGUGCUGGUGUCUGGCCCGGCCACAGACUACGACGUCAACGGUACUGAUGAUCCCCCUGCUGUCGAGAUGACAUCAAAGUGACGCGAUACUCUGCGUAUUUAGUGUAUGAUAUUCUUCAAGGCCACAAAUCAUCUGUAAAUAAAUCAGUUUUUCCCCACAGGGAAAUAGCAUUAAUUUUAAUUGCCUAUAUGACAGUGUGGAAUUGCAAAUGUAAAACCGUCUUUGUAGUUGUUUAAAGGGACCGCUGGCAUUUUGUAUGGACUGGUUAGAGUUUUGUAUUAUUGUUUUUAUUCUUAUUUAGUGAAUCAGUAUGUACCUCAGGAAAUUUAUACCGUUUUCACUAUUUUCGAAUUUUUCACAAAAUGUAGAAUCACUUUGUGUUUUUGUGAGCUUUUUUCACUUUGUAUUGUUCUAUGUGUACACUAUGCUAUUGUUUUUUGUAAUUAAACUUCAGGAUGUUUAAUCUUAAA
Messenger RNA from Labeo rohita (rohu), 1250 nucleotides. RefSeq names its product aquaporin 1a (Colton blood group), tandem duplicate 1 (gene aqp1a.1). Gene Ontology annotation, biological process: carbon dioxide transmembrane transport; hyperosmotic response; renal water transport. Gene Ontology annotation, molecular function: carbon dioxide transmembrane transporter activity; glycerol transmembrane transporter activity; ammonium channel activity. Gene Ontology annotation, cellular component: membrane. The record is from RefSeq and is a predicted model, not a curated record. The coding region runs from base 79 to 861 and encodes 260 amino acids. NCBI's taxonomy places the organism in Eukaryota, Metazoa, Chordata, Actinopteri, Cypriniformes, Cyprinidae. The transcript is spliced from 4 exons.